AAAGGGAAUUGCUUUGUGAACCACGUGCGUAGAAUUUUAGAAGAAUUGAUAAAAGUUCAGUUUUGUACAAAAGUACUUCUUGUGAAUAUUAAACUAAUAUGUCGAAUGAAAAUGACGAACAAAUGGACGCUAGUUCAAGUGAAAGUGAAGAAGAUAUGGACGGAGUUGACGGUGGCAGUAAUGCAGAUGAGAUUCCGAAAACGUAUUUACCUGGGCAACCUCUAAAAGAUGAUGAGCAAUUAGUAUGCGACCAGUCGGCAUAUGUAAUGCUGCAUCAGGCACAAACAGGUGCUCCGUGUCUCAGCUUUGACAUUAUACCUGACAAUCUUGGAAGUGAUAGAGAUCAGUUCCCUAUGACAGCAUAUUUAGUUGCCGGUACCCAAGCGUCCAGCGCACAUUUAAAUAAUUUAUUAGUGAUUAAAAUGUCAAAUUUACAUCCAACAUCAAGGGCUGAGGAUGAAAACGAUUCUGACAGUGAUAAUGAAGAUGAUGAUGAUGUAGAAGAUGAAGAGAAAAAGCCUGAAAUGACAUUUUCAUUUAUUAAGCAUCAAGGCUGUGUCAACAGAAUAAGAGCUACGAGUUAUAAAAAUUCUGUCUUAGCUGCCAGUUGGUCAGAAUUAGGUAGAGUGGAUAUAUGGAAUAUUACACAACAGUUGCAAGCAGUUGAUGAUCCUAUAGCUUUAGAAAGGUAUAAUUUGGAAACAGUAACAAAUCCAGUUAAACCACUGUUUUCAUUUAAUGGCCAUCAACAAGAAGGCUUUGGGAUAGAUUGGUGUCCUACAGAACCAGGGGUGUUGGCUACUGGAGACUGUAAAAAAGAUAUCCACAUAUGGAAACCAAAUCAAGCAGGUACUUGGGAUGUUGAUCAGCGCCCUUUAAUUGGACACACUAGUUCCAUAGAAGAUAUACAAUGGUCUCCUAAUGAAAGAAAUGUUUUAGCUACAUGUUCUGUUGACAAAACUAUAAGGAUUUGGGAUACAAGAGCAGCUCCACAUAAAGCUUGUAUGUUGACUUGUGAAAAUGCACAUCAAAGUGAUGUCAAUGUUAUCACUUGGAAUAAUAAAGAACCUUUUAUAUGUAGCGGUGGUGAUGAUGGUUUCAUUCAUAUCUGGGAUUUAAGACAAUUUACUAGUAACACACCCGUUGGUACAUUCAAGCACCAUGCAGCACCUGUCACAUCUGUGGAAUGGCAUUGGACAGAGCCAAGUGUACUUGCAUCAGCAGGUGAAGAUAAUCAAGUAGCUCUAUGGGAUUUAGCAGUAGAACGAGAUGAUGAUGAAAUGAUUGAUGAUGAACUAAAGCAUUUGCCACCACAGUUACUUUUUAUUCACCAAGGUCAAAAUGAUAUCAAAGAACUGCAUUGGCAUAAACAAAUACCAGGAGUCAUAGUGACAACUGCCCACACAGGGUUCAAUAUAUUUAAAACUAUCAGUGUUUAAUUCUUAAAGCACAGUGAUAUUUUCUGUUAUAUAAAUAAAAUAAGUUAUUAUA
Messenger RNA from Diatraea saccharalis (sugarcane borer), 1491 nucleotides. The record is from the annotation of a GenBank genome assembly. Lineage: Eukaryota; Metazoa; Arthropoda; Insecta; Lepidoptera; Crambidae.